AUGAAAAUUGAAAUUGAGCUGGUUAAAGCGGUAGAAGGGGUCCAUUGGAGUGGUUUAACACAGCCAGCAGACACACAGCCGCAACAACACCCUACAAAUACAAAAGACUGGAAUAAAAUAGCUAUAGAACAAGACAAAGAAGAAAAAGAAGAUAAGAAUCAAGACACAAACCCAGAUGACUUUUUUAAGAAGCUUUUCGCCGGUGCAGACGACGACGUUCGCAAGGCAAUGAUGAAAUCGUAUCAGGAGAGUGGAGGUACGACGCUAUCGACGAAUUGGGAUCAAGUGAAGAAGGGUGAGGUGAAGGGCACGCCGCCGGAAGGAAUGGAGAGGAAGGACUACUAA
This is a messenger RNA of Wallemia ichthyophaga EXF-994, 345 nucleotides long. Its product is annotated as Protein SGT1. The transcript has a single exon. The coding region runs from base 1 to 345 and encodes 114 amino acids. Gene Ontology annotation, molecular function: protein-folding chaperone binding. The record is from RefSeq and is a predicted model, not a curated record. NCBI's taxonomy places the organism in Eukaryota, Fungi, Basidiomycota, Wallemiomycetes, Wallemiales, Wallemiaceae.